Molecule: messenger RNA, 1382 nt
Organism: Meira miltonrushii
Lineage: Eukaryota; Fungi; Basidiomycota; Exobasidiomycetes; Exobasidiales; Brachybasidiaceae
Product: putative glutathione-dependent formaldehyde dehydrogenase
Exons: 1
Coding region: 161-1312 (383 amino acids)
Biological process (GO): formaldehyde catabolic process
Cellular component (GO): cytosol
Molecular function (GO): S-(hydroxymethyl)glutathione dehydrogenase [NAD(P)+] activity; zinc ion binding
Source: RefSeq, a predicted model, not a curated record
AAUGCAGUAAAUGAGAUCUAAGCGCUUCAAGCGCGGCACGAGAGCUGUGUUGAAGGCAUCCUUAUCGAAGAUGUCAAACGACAGUAACAUGCCACAUCACACACAAUAAAGGGUAAUACCAUCAACCCUUCCCAUCCAACCAUCAUCUCCCUCAACAAAAAUGAGCACUACAGGAAAAACAAUCACUUGCAAAGCUGCCGUCGCUUGGGAAGCAGGCAAACCUCUCUCAAUCGAAGAUGUUGAAGUUGAUCCUCCAAAAGCAGGCGAAGUUCGUGUAAAGGUUACUUGGACAGGUUUAUGCCAUACAGACGUUUAUACAUUAUCAGGAAGUGAUCCAGAAGGCGCUUUCCCUGCCAUUUUAGGACAUGAAGGUGCAGGUAUCGUAGAGUCUGUUGGAGAAGGAGUGGAAGAAUUCAAGCCAGGACAAAGUGUAAUCUUGUUAUACACUGCCGAAUGUAAAAAGUGCAAAUUCUGCACAUCCGGAAAGACGAAUUUGUGUCAAUCGAUUCGUGCUUAUACCGGUAAAGGUGUUAUGCCAGAUGAAACAAAACGAUUCCGUUGCAAAGGUAAAGAAUUGUUCCACUUUAUGGGAACUUCUGCAUUCUCGCAAUAUACCGUUGUCAGUCAAUAUUCAUUGGUAGCCGUUAACGAGAAAGCACCUCAAGAACAAACUUGUUUGUUAGGAUGCGGUAUCACUACAGGAUACGGUGCUGUUACAAACACUGCCAAGGUUGAAAAAGGAGCAACUGUUGCCGUCUUUGGUGUAGGAUGUGUCGGUUUGGCGGUAAUUGAAGGUGCAAAACAUUCAGGAGCCAAACAAAUCAUUGCCAUUGAUAUCAAUGACAACAAGCAAUCUUGGGCAACUAAAUUUGGAGCAACUGAUUUCGUAAACUCUACCAAACUCAAAGAGGGCGAAUCAAUCGUUGAUAGAUUGGUAGAAAUGAGUGGAGGCGGUUUGGAUUACACUUUUGAUUGCACUGGAAACGUGAAAGUGAUGCGUUCUGCUUUGGAAGCUUGUCAUAAAGGAUGGGGAGUUUCAACGAUCAUCGGUGUUGCAGCAGCAGGACAAGAAAUUGCUACACGUCCGUUCCAAUUGGUUACCGGUCGUAAAUGGCAAGGAUCUGCAUUUGGUGGUGUAAAGGGUAAGACUGAAUUGCCAGGAAUGGUGGAUCGUUAUAUGAAGAAACAAUUUGAUUCUAGCCCUCAAAUUGAUCGUUAUUUGACUCAUAAAGUCACACUUGACACAAUCAGCCAAGGUUUCGAUCAUAUGAAAUCAGGAGAAUGUAUCCGUUGCGUGGUGGAUAUGUCUUGAGCAAUUCAUAUUUUUAGGUGGGUUUCAUACAAUAUCAAUCAAUGCAUUCAUUAACUUUUAGUAUGAGAGU